Messenger RNA from Lasiodiplodia theobromae, 972 nucleotides. Its product is annotated as Dihydrodipicolinate synthase. NCBI's taxonomy places the organism in Eukaryota, Fungi, Ascomycota, Dothideomycetes, Botryosphaeriales, Botryosphaeriaceae. The transcript has 3 exons. The record is from RefSeq and is a predicted model, not a curated record. Gene Ontology annotation, molecular function: 4-hydroxy-tetrahydrodipicolinate synthase activity. The coding region runs from base 1 to 972 and encodes 323 amino acids.
AUGGUCGCCUCUCCUCCCAAGGGCAUCUACGUGCCUGUCCCUACCUUUUUCGCCUCCAAAACGGCCGCCAACUACAAUGCCACCGCCGCCCCCGUCGACGUCGCCACGCAGGCCGCCCACGCCGUCUACCUGGCCCGCGCUGGUAUCCGUGGCCUCGUAAUCCUGGGCUCGACCGGCGAGGCAGUGCACAUCACCAACGCUGAGCGCUUUGAGAUCCUGUCGGGCGUGCGCGCCGAGCUGGAUAAGGCCGGCUUCACCGACUAUCCCAUCGUUGCCGGCACCGCCACCCAGAGCAUCGAGGAGACGGUCUCUCAGUUGCGCGAGGCCCACAAAGCCGGUGCCCAGUGGGGCAUGGUGCUGGCUCCGGGCUACUUCGCCAGCGCUGUGUCGCAGGCCGGAGUCAUUGCAUGGUUCGAGGCCGUGGCUGACCAGAGUCCAAUCCCUAUCCUUGUGUACCACUACCCUGGCGUUUCCAACAACAUCGCCAUCGCACCGGAGACGAUGAUUAAGCUGGCGCAGCACCCUAACAUCGUCGGCUGCAAGCUGUCCCACGGCAACCUCGACGACCUUGGGCUCAUCGCCCUGUCACCCAACGUCGACCACGGCAAAUUCCGCACCUUCAGCGGGCUGGGCCAGGUGCUGCUGCCGGUGCUCACGCUCAACGGCGCGGGCGUCAUCGACGGACUGUCGUCCAUGUUCCCCAAGACGGUGGUACGCAUCUUCGACCUGUUCGAGAAGAACUCGCUGGGGGCGCUGGAAGAGCUGCGGACUCUGCAGCGCAAGGUAGCUGCAGGCGAGAAGAUGGUGGGCAAAUGGGGCGUUAUCGGCGUCAAGGAGGGCAUCUCGCGGCUGAGAGGCUUCGGUGACAGCGAUGGCGGCAGGGUCCCGCUGCAAGGCGGUUUUGGCGACGCCGAGUGGGCGAAGUGGAAGGAUGCGCUUGAUGAAUUGGAGGCCGUUGAGAGGUCGCUGUGA